Podospora anserina S mat+ is the source of this 3873-nucleotide messenger RNA. RefSeq lists its product as uncharacterized. The transcript is spliced from 2 exons. Lineage: Eukaryota; Fungi; Ascomycota; Sordariomycetes; Sordariales; Podosporaceae. Bases 1 to 3873 code for a protein of 1290 amino acids. The record is from RefSeq and is a predicted model, not a curated record. Gene Ontology annotation, cellular component: nucleus; U2 snRNP. Gene Ontology annotation, molecular function: U2 snRNA binding; protein binding. Gene Ontology annotation, biological process: mRNA splicing, via spliceosome.
AUGGCCUUCCAGACAAACGUUCUCCGGGACGGCCAGUGGGUGACCGAAACCAUCAACGUGCAGUCCAUCGUCAAGAGCCAACAAGUCGACGCUGCCCCCCAGCAACAAGUCCUCAAGCCACCAAGGUGCGGCUUGCUCACCCGGACCAUUGUUGAGAGCCCCUUCAUAAACUCCAUCCUGCCUGUCAGGAUACGGUCGCCCCUCCACAACGACGUCGCUUUUAUUGGGGACCACUUUGUUCAGAUUCGUGAGCUGCGCCGAGAUGGACGUCUCAAGGACAUCGUCAGGAAGGUCAACUUUGGGUCUCGGAUACGAAACGCCUGCGUCGUUGGCAGCUUCGACAUCAAGACAGAAGAGGAACAAGAUGCUCUUUCUUCUCAACCGCCCAUCAAGCUGGAGGACAGCCAGUUUGGGCUUCCUCCCAGGCUCCCACCGCAGAUGCUGAUGGUGGCCCUGGAGAGUGGUGACAGCGUCUUUAUGUUCGUCCGUUCCGACUCCAACGGCGAGCCAGAGUUUGUUACCACUCGCUUCGUGAGCCCGAAGCAGCGGCUGGCUCACCCAGGCUUCCACGUCGUGGUCGACCCCAGCUCGCGAUACAUGGCUCUGGCCUACGCCGAGGAUUUCUUCGUGGUCUAUGAGCUUGAAUCACGGGAGCGCUUGGAGGAGAAGUACGCCAACGGCGAACCUUUACAGUCCCCAGUGAGAUCAUUCCGUCUGCGGAGCGUGAACGGGGUUAUUCACAAGAUUACCUUCCUAUAUCCACGACCGGGCGACCAGAAUCACGUCAUCCUACUCCUGAUCGUGGUCAGACAUCGAAAGUCCCGCAUGGUGAUUUACGAGUGGAAGCUCGGGGAUGACCUGAAAAUGGUCUUUGCCGAGGACAAGCAGGGCCAUCGCAUGCCCGUGGAGAAUCAGAUGCCUCUGCUGCUCAUUCCUCUGACCGUCCAGUCGGCUUUUAUCGUCAUAUCACCUCACCAGAUUGAUGUAUGCACCGAGUGCCUUCAUGGACCGCCCAGCUUCGAGACCAUCGAGAUGUCCUCUCCUCCCCCGACGCCUACCCACCACGGCGCUCGCCUACCGCUAUGGACAGCAUGGACGAGACCUUUCCGGCUUGCCUCCUAUUUUGAGACACGGGACUGCAUCUUUCUUGCACGGGAAGACGGCGUGGUUGUGUACUUUGAGGCCGACAAGGACAGCUCAGUGGAGCGUGUGACGCCUAUGGACACUUUUAAUUGCAACAUCUCGACCGCAUUUGCCUGUGUUUACGAUCGAUACGCCGACGUACUCAUUCUGGGCAGCGACUCGGGUCCGGGGGGUGUUCACAAGAUCUGUCCACGAGUUCCCAUCGAGUUUCUCGAGGCGUUGCCCAACUGGUCUCCUGCGGUGGACUUUGCCUCUACAGCGCAGGUUACCGAGUGGCAUCGGGAUGGCGACAAAGCGCAAAAGGUAGUGCUUCCAAAAGGUCCGCUGCCACGACCUGAUCGACUGUUUGCGACGUGUGAGGGUGGCAGGAAGGGGUCGAUUACCGAGUACAGAUACGGGUUGAAGGCCAAUAUCGCGUUUGAUCUUGCGUUUGAGCCUGGUAUCAAGCAAGCCUGGCUGAUCCCUAUGGGUGAUGGUUAUCAGAUCAUCAUAUCCAUGCCGGACUCCACGUCGGUCUUGCAGCUCCCUUCGGACUUUAGCAGCGCUGAUCUCGUUGCGGCCGGCCAGACGCCUUAUAAUCUGAGCGGUUCGACGUUGGCGUUUUCUCACUCUGGCCCGUUUACGGUCCAGGUCACAACACAGGGGGCUGUGCUUACCCUGCCUCGUGAUCAUCGAUCAUAUCGAUAUGAUGAGUUUUCUGGGCUUGAGGGGUGUUCAGUGUCUGAUGCGUGCAUCUUGGAUGGUUGUAUUGCGGUGUCGGCUCAUGACAAGGGUAGCAAUACGUUCCAAGUCCAUGUCUUCAAGAUGGAGCGGUCUCAUCUUGGUCUCGGGCAUGUGAGGACGGUAGAGGUGGGUGGUGAAGUGAACAGUCUGGCGUUGACCGAGGAUUUUACUCUGCUGGUUGGGACGUUGAAUGAAUCUGGGCCGGCGUUGGUGCGGUGUUCGCUGCAACAGGCCACGAAUAACCUGGAGGUGAUUUCUGUUCCGGAAAUCCUGGCCGAACACACGAGCAUCGAGGACCCAUCCUCGGUCGAGGGAAUCGGCAGCAUCGUCUCUCUAGGCAGCACCAUCUUUCUCGGCACCCGAAGCGGAGAGGUCAUCAGUCUAACCACCAGCGCCGACUCGUGCGCUGUCAACUGCGAGAAAUUCGGAAUCUCGUCUGCCAAACUAAACUGCGCACACAUCACCGGCCAAUCGAACCCCGUCCUUCUUCUCACCUGCGAUAACAACCUUUUGUACCUCGGCCUGAACCCUGCCUCCCGCUACCACGACCGAGAGAACAAAUUCAGCAAGAAAAUCCGGAUCUUUCCGGUCGACCCAAGCCACCUCGACGCUCUCGCCCCCCCAGUCCAAUUCGCCUCAGCAGUCGACGUGCCGUCCGAAGACGGGAUAACGCAGCUCCUCCUCAUAUCCAACGAAACGAUCCUCCUGACAGAACUGCACCCCACGCCGGGGUGUGUCCCGCGAUCGAUCCCCCUCGACGGCACGCCCAACAAGCUGAUCUGGUCGAGCAAACUCGGCUGCCUGAUCACGGCGGUGAAUUACUCUGCCAAACCGAGCCUGGCGUUUAUAAACCCCAACACGGGGGAGGACAUCGGGGUGCCUACCGAUCGAAACGACAACCCGACUGAUUUUAUUCAUGGGCUGGGAAAGCAAGGGGAUGUCAUACUUGCGGUGACGGAGUGGAGGUAUAAAACGUAUUUUUAUCUUUUGGUCGGGACGAGGAAGGGACGGUUGUUGGUUGUGAGCGUCAAGAGGGAUAAGGAGACGGGUCGGAUACGGUACUGGAUGAGGUGGAAGAAGGAGUUUGAGCAGCCGGUGUAUUCGGUUCUUGGGCAUGGGGAGGGGGUGGUGAUGUGUGUCGGACAGAGCGUCAGGUGGGAGGUUUUGGACGAGGGGGAGAAGAGGUUGAGGCAUGAGAGGAGCUUUGAGCUGGAGUCGGCGGGGGUUGGGUUGAGGGUGGAGAAUGGGAGGUUGGUGGUGCUGACGGGGAGGGAUUCGGUUGUGGUGCUGGAGGAUGGUGGUGGUGGGGGGGGGAAGGGGAUGUGCAAUGCUGAUCCGAUGAGGAGGAACGGGGUCAGCAUGGUUGAGGUUGCGGGGACGGAAGGGGUGGAUGAUAAGGAGGGGGGGAUCACGCUUGUGAGUGACAGGGAGUGUGGGGUCGGGGGGUUGUGGGUGCCGUGGAGGCAGGUGGACAGGGAGUGUGAGGUUGUUUUUGAGGCGGAGCUCACGGCGAGUGUGAGGAAGUUUCAGAGGGGGAGGACGAGACCGGUUUGGGAGCAGGGGGUGGGGAGGAGGUUUGGGAGGCUGCUUGGGUCGUUUGAUGAUGCGGAGACGUUGGGGACUUCGCUCAAUGGGGCGCUUCACCACUUCACUACGCUUGAUCUCAAGACGUGGAGGUUUUUGAGGUUUGUGCAGAAUUUGGCGCUGCUGGAUGGGGAGGUGACGCCUUUUAUGAGUCGGUAUAGUCAGCAGGGAGGGGUUUGGAAUAAUAACCCCGAGCCGAGGGUGGAUAAUGGGUUAGAGAUGCAGGUUGAUGGGGAUUUGCUGAUGAGGAUUCUGGAGGGGGAGGGGGAGGGGGAGUUGGAGAGGGUGGUGAGGAAUUACGAGAGGAGGUUUGCGGAGUUGUUGGGGGAGGUGGAGGGGGUGGGUGAGGUGAGUGAUGAUGUGGGAAAGGCGUUUGGGAAGGCGUACGAGGUUUUGGAGUACUUUUUGAGGCCGGUGUUAUGA